Messenger RNA from Strigops habroptila (Kakapo), 4332 nucleotides. RefSeq names its product gamma-glutamylamine cyclotransferase (gene GGACT). The record is from RefSeq and is a predicted model, not a curated record. Bases 265 to 738 code for a protein of 157 amino acids. Gene Ontology annotation, molecular function: gamma-glutamylaminecyclotransferase activity. The transcript has 2 exons. Lineage: Eukaryota; Metazoa; Chordata; Aves; Psittaciformes; Psittacidae.
GCCGCCGCUGUGAGAGCGGCGGAGGCGGAAGGCGGCGCGGUUCGACCCUGCCCCGGCUCUUUGCCGGUCGGCGGUGGCGAGCCGGAUCCGCGGUGUCCGUGUUGCGCCAGGCCCGUAAGGCCCCGGCAGCGUUCCCUGGUGUGGCCGGACUGCCGGCAGUAAUGCAGCCUGGUUCAGAGAGGACUACCCGCGACCCUGAACUUGGAACAGGGCUGCUGAUAGCACCUCGGGUUCGCCUGGUGUGCAGCUGCUUUUGCAGGUACGAUGGCUCGUGUCUUCGUCUAUGGCACGCUUAAGAAGGGCCAGCCCAACUACAAGCACAUGAUCAACACAGCCAAGGGGCUAGCGAAAUUCCAAGGAUGGGGCCGCACGGUGGAGAAGUACCCACUGGUGAUUGCAGGCAAAUACAACAUUCCUUACAUGCUGAACAUCCCGGGAACAGGACACCACGUCGCUGGGGAGAUUUACUCGGUUGACGACCAGAUGCUGCAGUUCCUGGACGAGUUCGAAGGCUGCCCAGACAUGUACCAGCGUACCCUGAUGAGAAUCGAGGUGGUGGAGUGGGAAGGGAAGGGUGGUGUGGGUGAGGCACGGGCAGCUGCCGAGGGCGUCAUAGAGUGUUUUGUGUACAGCACGACGACAUACCCGCCCGAGUGGGUUGGCCUCCCCUACCAUGACAGUUACGACUCCUCAGGGAAACACGGCCUCUCCUAUGUCCUACGCGAAAGCCGGGAUUAGACACGGGAGGUGACGCAGCCCGGCCGAAGACGUAGUACUAAGCACGUGUUGAUCGGUAACCUUUCCAGGAAAGCUGUAAUGCCUUUUCAUUAAAAUGCAGGAUCUCUUGUAACCUUCCCAACCUGGGAGCCUUGGCGCUAGUGUUGUCUUGUAGACCCACAGAUGGGGACUCCUCCCCGGCUAGCCAGCAUCCUCCUCACCACCACUAACCUGCGAGUAACUGGGUUUGCAUGAGGUGUAAAAUAACUAUCUGUGCACAUCGGUUUUGGGGUGUAAUUGUUUUCUCAAUUCCCCCCCCUUUUGCAUCAGUGCAUUGACAAAUCUGCUUGUGUAGUUCUCCAGGAUGGGUGGAAUAAUAAUGAUACGAUUGCACUAAUAGCUAAAACUGAUUUUAAAAAGUCAUGUCUGCAAGCAAACUAAAGCACAACUCAUGUUUAAUAUUGACUUGUAAUCGUGUUUAGUAGGGUACUGAAUGUAAACUGGGAGAGAUGACAACAUAGGUACUAUGCACUUCAAGACAAACAUGAAAUGGCUGGAGAAAUAGAGAAAAUUAAAGACUAUUCUUACUCUGUAUUGCAAUGUUUUUCUGAACUGGAAAGGAGUAUUUUUAAAACAUACUUAGUUUUAUAAGAUACUGUGAAGAAAUACUAAGAGAGUGUAAGAGAAUUACAUUUAAAAUCAUAUUUUAAAUUUAGCAUUCUAAGCAUUUUAGGUACCAUUUCAGUUCAGAGUGACUGUAGGGUUUGGGGAGGUGGGGGUGAUGGAGGGGUGUUGGGGACCAGGAAAAGCAAACCUGUUUUCAGCUGCCCAUCACGCUAUAGCAGAUGCAGCUGUUGUGGGCACUUAACUAUCAAGGUGACUUUUUGCCAAGCACUUUAAUGCAGAACUUACUUGCAACCGUAUGCAAACUGCAUUUCCUAACGAGGGAAAGAUUUUCUGUACAUGAUAUAAAACAUCCAAAGGACCUGCACUGUGGUUAUUGCAACACUUAAACGGGGGGAAAAAAAAGAUGGAAAGAUGACUAUUAUCCUCCUGACCCAACCAACUGUGCUGGUUUCUGUACAAUCUGGGGAAAUCGUAGCUUUCUGUUGUUACGCUUCUGUGCCUUGUAUUUUCCUUCAACUGCAGUGUUUGGUACAUACAGAUUGUAGAACAUACAAAGCUGCCAAAAGGAUGUGAGCAGGGAAUGUAUGCCAUGCAGUGAGCCAAAGUACAAUGAAAUGUAGUAAGGAUACCAUUAAGAACACUACUGUACUUUUGCUUGGCUGCCAGUAGCCUUGUGAUGGGCAGAGGAGGUCCAGGGUAAGGAAUCAGCCCAGGGAUCCAGGGUAAGGAAUCAACCUAAACUUUAUCAGUAGUAGGCACUGCUGCAUCUCAUUUAAAUAACAGACAGAAAGCUUGUCUUGCUGCAGUAACAACUUAAGCAAUUUUAAAGUAGAAUACUUGUGUCUCUUUGCAAUACUUGUUUUUUGUUUAGGGCAACCUGCAGCAGCUGAACUGUGCUCCCUUUUGGAAAGGGCAAGAUGGAAUUAAGGAGAUUGGUAGGAAGAUCUGCAGGAUGUCUGCCUCAGCUUCUCCAAAUGCAAAAGCAUUAAUUUUCCUGAAGGGCAGGUACUACUCACUCUCCUUACUCACCUUGAUGGGUUUUGUAAACUAACAUAAGCAAGUCCUUGCGCUACGUUAUUCCCCCUUGGCCGUGUGGUAUUGUUCGCAGUGUCUCAAUAACGUGCAAGAUGCCUCUUCAAUUCGAAGUGUCAAGCAGAAUCACAAAUGUUCCUGGUAAGGCCCUGUCACCGGCCCUGUCACCAGCCCUGACACAGUCUGGUUUUGUACUUCUGGUAUAGCCCAGGUGCCUCUGGCCAGAGGGGGUUUCUCUGGGAAGUAGCAUGACUCUGCACAUCCUAGGCAAGAAAAUGAGAGCAGGCCCCAGAGGUUAAAGGAGGUAGGUUAAAAAAAACAGCCAUAGGAGUUGAGACCAAAGGCAGGAGCAGCCCAGUGUGCUGGCCCAGCAUGGGCAGCAGCGGAGGCAAGAGCACAGGGUCAGAGACGAUGCUUACAGUGUGCAGGGAUUGCAGAGGUAUCACUGCAUCUAGUGAGCUGCAGCUGCUGAAUUACUGAGCUAAAUCAAUUAAUAGAAGAAAGAGCCUUUCUUAACCACACACUAACAUUUUGAACCCAGUAAACUUCUGGUAUCUUCACCAUCUUGUGGCAUGGAGCUCCUGAGCGAGGAGUAAAAAAAAAAACCCAUGUCUUCUUACCUGUUCUGACCAAGACAUCAGCCCUCUCAGUCCAUUUAAGUCUCUUCAGUCUUCCUCCUCUCCAGGCCCAUACUGGAUACACAGCUCUUUCAGCAGGAUAUAGUCUUGUAUUAUGAGCAGUUCUAGUUCUUCACACAGUCUUUAGUAAGAGCCUCUGCACGACAAAGAUCACUUGGUCUCCCUUUUCUAUAAAGAGUUAAGGAAGAAGGUUGGCCAGAGGGGACAGCAAGUGCCUCCAGCUCUACACUGGGUGGCUGAGGGAAUUCGAGGGCAGUGCCAGCUCCUCUUGUAAAGAAAGACUUGCAUCCAGUAAUCAUAGAAUCACAGAAGGGUUAGGGUUGGAAAGGACCUUACGAUCACCUAGUUCCAACCCCCCCUCCCCUGCCAUGGGCAGGGAUGCCUCACACUAGACCAUGUUGCCCAAGGCCCUGUCCAAGCUGGCCUUGAACACUGCCAGGGAUGAAGCAUUUACCACUUCUUUGGGCAACCCAUUCCGGUGCCUCACCACCCUCACAGUAAAGAACUUCUUCCUUAUAUCUAACCUGAACUUGCCCUGUUUAAGUUUAAACACAAGGGGGACACAUUCCUCCUUGUCCUAUCACUACAGUCCCUAAUGAAGAGUGCCUCUCCAGCAUCCUUGUAGGCCUCCUUCAGGUACUGGAAGGCUGCUAUGAGGUCUCCACGCAGCCUUCUCUUCUCCAAUCAAUAGAAAGAAGAUAAAGGAGGGGGAUGGUGGGGAUCUGAGUAUGGAGCCAACUGUAAAUGAAAAUAGAUGGGGAAGGUCUGCACUAGCAAAAUAAAACAUUCAACCUGUAAGUCAAAUCUAGUCUAUAUGAAGGCUUCAAAAUAUAACAGUAAACCUGAUCAGAAUUUAAGGCAUUAGCUGUACUUUUUCAGCACUUACACAGAGUGUAGGAAAACGGCUCAGUUCACUCAGUGGUUAUUUUUUUUUCACUCUAACCAACCAUUCUGCACUGUUUGGCUGGGGUCUCAAACAGUGAUGUUGCCACUGAGAAGACAAAUCGGAUUUGGGCUUUUGUUGUGGGUUUUUGGUGGUUUUGGUUUUUUUUUUUAAAGAGGCUUUUCCUGUUUUAAAGCAGAAAUGAUUUUAUUUGAUCCUGAAAAAUCAAAGAAUUACAAAGGUUAUGUACAAGUAUUUCUGGAAGUAAAAAUCUGGGAUCUGUUGCCAAGGUUUAACAUCUGUGUUUGCUGUCUUAACUACUGAUUCAAUAAAUAUGUCUGUAUAAAACCUUGUGCGUAGGACUGUCCAUUUUCUGUGUUGAAUUACCUUAAUCUUACUUUAUGGAUGAAAAUAAUAAAGGCUUAGCUAAUUCAA